This is a messenger RNA of Amaranthus tricolor (Joseph's coat), 3609 nucleotides long. RefSeq lists its product as uncharacterized. The transcript is spliced from 11 exons. The record is from RefSeq and is a predicted model, not a curated record. Gene Ontology annotation, molecular function: microtubule binding. NCBI's taxonomy places the organism in Eukaryota, Viridiplantae, Streptophyta, Magnoliopsida, Caryophyllales, Amaranthaceae. Bases 199 to 3414 code for a protein of 1071 amino acids.
AUUGAUUUGGUUUGCUAUCCGAAUACCUUCCGCCCUAACAUGAACCGCUUGAUAACCGAAAGUAAACUUAGCGUUUAAACCGACCGGAGAAGAAUAAUGUGGGAUAUCUGAAUUCUGAACAGGUUUCCCGCUGAGGCCGCUUUCAAAAUUCCUCCGCCAUUGUUGGCGACCUCGCAACCAGUUUUACAAGCAACAUUAAUGGAAUCUGAUCUCUCACUCCUUGAUGAUUCACUCCUUCAACAAUUAUUACCCGACGACAUCUCUACCUUCACUUGCUCUCCCCUUCAACUCCCUCCCCGAAUCCCUAAAUCUCACGCCACUUCUUCUCCUCUUUCUCUUUCCUCCAUUAACACUAACAGUAAAAACGUUAACCCCUGUGAUGAAAUACAAGGGACUAACAGCAUUAAAGAAAAUCUUCAUAAUAAUGAUAAAAAGUCUGGAGGUCAUAACCUUAGUUUAGAACCACAAAAAAUGAAGCGGAGCAAAAAGGCUGGUGGCUACAAUUUGAGGAAAAGCUUGGCAUGGGACAAAGCAUUUUUCACAGAAGAAGGUGUCCUCAAUGAUUCAGAGUUAUCUAUGAUUAGUGGGACCAUAGCUGAUCCAGACAGUCUUUCUGUUGUAGAUCAACACGAACAGGAUUCUUUUAGCGUGAACUAUGGUAGCAUUUCUGGUUCAACUGAUGUGGGAAUUUCUGAAGAUAUGUUCAAAGAUUUGCCUUCGAGCUACCCCAACAAAAAAAUUGAUACUAUUAGUUCAUCUAUGAAACGCGAUUCCUUAAAUGGUGGUAGUUUUGCUUCAGCUUCCAAAUCCUUACACAAGGUAUCUCCAAGUUGCGAUCUGAAAAGAGUUCUUUGUAAAGGGGAAGUUGGCUCUUCUCCUAUGACUUCUGUUUCUCAGAAAAGGCUUUUGAACACUGGAACAAAACAGAAUUUGACUAGAAACUCUAAAAUUCCUAAAGUUCCAGUUUCAAAGAAAAGAUCUUGUGUGCCUCCCAUGACACCUAUUCAUAUAGCAAGCAGCUUGAAGUGUACAGAAAGCGCUCAACCAGCACCUCAGACAAGUUUAAGCUCAAAUCUAUCAUCAAAACUCAAACAACAAGCUUAUGGCGCAGCAAAGCUUUUGGAGCACAUACCUAAAUCUAUCAAGCCUUGUGCUGAUGUUGGAAAUAAUGUGACAAACUUAACUCCGCAAAUGCAUUCACUUAUGAGCCACAAAGCUCAACACUCUACUAAAGAGAGAAAAAGUUCCGAAAACAAUUCAAGCCAACGUCUUUUGACUGAUGGGACAAAUAUGGUCAAGUCCUCUGAUACUACAGCCUUGUCACAUGUUCACUCUUUGAAUGCUGGUUCUAGUGGAAGCAAUCCUCAAGUUCAAGGAAUAAAGCCAUCAGGACUACGUAUGCCUUCACCAUCUCUUAGGUUUUUCUGUGAGACUAAAGCAUCUGUUUCAAAUACUUUACCACAUGUCAAUAGUAGGCUGACUAACCUCUUCAAGUCUAACAUUCCAACUUCAAGGAAACCUGAAGUUGCCGGUCAUAUCCAUGACUUCAAGCCAAUGCAGCCGUUACAGGGAUCUCCUGAUGUUGAUUCAAUAGGGAAAGAAGGACCGUGCAUUCAGAAUAAAGAUAAAUUUUCAACUUCAUCAAUUGUCGUGCCCAAAGUGCAUGCCAAAAAUAUACAAGACAAAUGCAAUCAGGAGACAGUUGAACUUCAAGUUCCACAAAAAGACAAGAACCUGGAACGAACAAGCAAGCAAUUAAGGUACAAUGAUCUAGAUGCUUUUCAAAACCCAAACAAUGAUCAGGCACAUAGUUUUUUGAAGGUUGAGGAAAAGGGCGCCAAGAAUGGAAAAUCGAAUACCAUUCAUGAAGAACUCAAGGAAACCAACGCAGAAGCCACCAUUCAUUUCCAAGAAACAAGAACUGCUGAUAUAUGUAUGUUAGAUGAUUAUCAUGAAUCUUAUUCAGAAAUAUUUUGUGAAACAAAGACAGAAGCUCAAUCACGAAUAUCUGAAGAUGUGAAAGUAAAAUCUUUAAUCUCAAAUAACGAUGUUAGUCUUGACUCGCAAACCAAUUCAGACAGUCAUCACAACUUGAUGUUGGUUUCUGAUAGCAACCCAUCAAGCAGCAUGCGUGUGGAUGAUGAAACUUCUGGUAACAGAAAUAGCUGCGGUCUUGACUGCACUGAUAGUCGCAGAGCCAUUGAGAUGCAACUUAUUGAAAGAGACUUUCUUGCAAAUGGAUUCUCUGCAAAAUUGGACGUGGAUCACUCUGCUGCUCUGGUAUGCAUAGGUGGCAUUUUGGCUGUCCAGGACACUAUUUCUACUGAUGAGGUCAGUGUAGUAAAUGAUUCUACUGAACAAGUUGAAGCGAUUGAGAAUUAUGAAUCACAAAAGAGACAAUCCACAAACUCUGGAAAUUCUGACAACAAAGACUUAUGUAUGGUCAAUUUGGAAGUUGCAGAUCUGUCCAAGCACAGUGCUUCAACUUCACAAGGAUUUCUCAAUGAGGAAUCUUGUGAAUUUAUUCAUUUAUGCAAGUCAAAUCAUGGUGAAUACCAACCCCAGCACUCUAACCACGGAAUAGUUGACAAUUGUGCUUCUGCAUACGGUGCUUCAGUAGCUUAUCAUCAAUUCACAGAAAAUAUUGAAGAUAUGCACUCUGAAGUAGGCAAGCAGACAAUCUUGAGUACUAAGUUGCCAGCCAAGGAGAUGAUGCUGCAGAAUUAUGAGGCAGAUAUGUGCAGUAAACUGUUACUGGACAGUUCUGGCCAUAUAAAUGAAGAAAAUAUUAAUGCUACGAGUUCUGAUGUUUUGGUUCAAGUGAGCAACAGUUCGCAGGAAGUUAAGGACCCAACUGAUUCGCUUAGCUGCCUCCCCAAUGAGUCUAGCAUUCAAACUACUCCUAUGGAAUUUAAAUCAUUUGGAAUGAAAAGCAAGGAACAGAAUGAUACAACCAAUCUUGAUAAUGUAGAGUCUUUUUGUUCAAUCAAUAAACACGAAUUAUCUCCUAAAGAUGUGUCGAUAAGUGCAAGUGUUGAGGAAGAUGUUGAUUCAGAAAAGGAUGUUUGCAAUCAGUCAUCAAUAGAAUCUACGACAGAUAUGCCCCAGCAUGUUGAUACUUUACGUGAUCAGAUCACAUACAACACAGAAGAUAUAGAAGACAACGGUAUAAUUAUAGGAAAGAUGACAGACCAGAAGUUGAUGAGACCACCACCAGAUGCUGUUCCAUUCUCAGAUGAGUGGCUAGCUGCUAUCGAAUCUGCUGGGGAGGAAAUUUUGACGUUAAAGACCGGUGCUGUAAAGCAUUCGCCUCCAGACAAGUCAGUUCCUGAGCCUAGCCCAUGGUCUCCGGUGAAACGGAAGAAUAAUCAAGUGAUUGGACCUUUUGACUGCACUAAAUACACAAACAAUUAAGUUGGAAUCAUUGAAUGGAGUUUCAUUGUGGAUAUUUCUUUCUGUUAGCUUGUGUACUCUUACACGCUUUGUAAUUCAUACGUUACCAGUAUCAAUGUCAUUACUUGAUUUUUUUUAUGCUACAAUGAAACAAGUUUUGUCUAAGGUCUUGUAGCUCUCAUUUUAGAUUUUUGUUACUCUUAAAAAUAUUAAAAU